Molecule: messenger RNA, 3396 nt
Organism: Cervus elaphus (red deer)
Lineage: Eukaryota; Metazoa; Chordata; Mammalia; Artiodactyla; Cervidae
Gene: INHBC
Product: inhibin subunit beta C
Exons: 2
Coding region: 270-1328 (352 amino acids)
Biological process (GO): SMAD protein signal transduction; BMP signaling pathway
Cellular component (GO): extracellular region
Molecular function (GO): hormone activity; cytokine activity; growth factor activity
Source: RefSeq, a predicted model, not a curated record
UUGGCCGAGGGACAGCGGAACCAACCUCGCCUCACAUCCCCCACGCUGCACUUUCGUUGGCGAUGAGGCUUCUGCCAGCUUCUACCUGUAACUGACUUCAUCUCUCAAGCUGGAGGUUUGACUGCGCUACCCCCCCCAGCCAGGGUUCAUGCCAGCUGGACACACUCUGCUUCCGGGGCCCCCGGCGGCCGGCAGGGAAGGAGCCGAGACCCUGAAGCCCGGGGUUGCAGCUCUGUCUCAGGCGCGGAGCUCAAGCAGGCCCCUUGGCGAUGAUCUGCUCCUUGUUCCUGGCCGUCCUGGUCCUGGCUGCAGCCAUGGGGGCCGCUCCCAGAGCUGACAGACAGUGUCCAGCCUGCGGGGAGCCGGCCUUGGACGUGGAGAGCCACCGGGAGCUGCUGCUUAACCUGGCCAAGAGGCGCAUCUUGGACCAGCUGCACCUCAGCCAGCGCCCCACCCCGGGCCGGCCGGUGUCCCGAGCUGCUCUGCGGGCGGCCCUGCAGCGCCUCCACGGGCCCCCGCAGGGGGCGCUUCCGGAAGUCGACGGGGGCCAGGAGUAUGACAUCAUCAGCUUUGCCGAGACAGGCCUCUGCAACUCCACCCAGACUCGUCUGGAUUUCCACUUCUCCUCCGACAGCUCAGCUGGCGGCCUGGAAGUCCAGCAGGCCCGCCUCAUGUUCUUUGUGCAGCUCCCCCCCAAUACCAGCUGCACUCUGAAGGUGAGGGUCCUGGAGCUCAGCCCACGUGACACCAACCUCGCCUCGGCCACUCAGCAUCUGCUGGAGGUAGACGACAGUGGUUGGCACCAGCUUCUCCUGGGGCCUGAAGCUCAGACUGCCUGCAGCCUGGGGCACCUGGCCCUGGAGCUGGCCCCCGAAGGGCAGGCGGCCUGGAGCCCCGUCAUCCUGGCGGGGGCUGCGCACAGGCCUUUCGUGGCAGCUCGGGUGAGAGUCGGGGGCAAGCACCGGGUUCGCCGUCGAGGCGUCGACUGCCAGGGCAGGCCCCGGAUGUGCUGUCGACAGGAGUUCUUCGUGGACUUCCGGGAGAUCGGCUGGCACGACUGGAUCAUCCAGCCUGAGGGCUACGCGAUGAACUUCUGCGCGGGGCACUGCCCCCUGCACGUGGCGGGCAUGCCUGGCAUCGCCGCCUCCUUUCACACCUCGGUGCUCAACUUUCUCAAGGCCAGCACGGCCGCCGGCUCCACCGGAGGCGGGUCCUGCUGUGUGCCCACCGUCCGGCGCCCCCUCUCUCUACUCUACUACGACAGGGACAGCAACAUCGUCAAGACUGACAUCCCUGACAUGGUGGUAGAGGCCUGUGGGUGCAGUUAGCCUGUGCGUGCAGGCAGCUGGGGUAGGGGGACCGGCAAACACGCCCUGACGAAGCUGCUCUUCCUCCAUAGUACGGCAUGGCCCUCUUCCUGCCUCUGUCCCGAAGCAACUCGGGGAAAUGAUCCCAACUUUGAUGUGACGAGACCUUCAUCUAGGGAGGGCCACUGUGAUCUAAGGGGAGCCACGGUGCUGUCUUCAUAAUGACCAGCCCCUUUCCUAGAGCGGAGUCCAUUCAGCAAGCCCCAUGUGCCCAACUGCCACCCCAGGGACCCUGAUGCAUCUCCCACCAUGAGCAGGGCCAUCUGAGUCCCAGACAGACACCCACAGCCCAACUGCAAUCCCGUCCACAAUCCCCUGCACCUCCUGCCCUUUCUACUGCGCGUCCCCCGCUUCAGGAUGAGUUGGCCAGCCCCGUUCCCUGCUUUUCUGGAUCUCCAGAGAGUCCCUCCCUUAGAUUCACUAAACAUUACAUCCUCUCUAUGUCUUGAGCCCUUUUCCCUCUGACUUGCCCAGUGGGUUGCUAAAGCCUCUCUUGGCAUGCCUUCAUUCACUCUUUGUCCUUCUCCAUUUGGCUCUAUACCCUUGGGGGCUGACUCACCUGAGUUCCUUUGGCCUCUGGCUUCCUGCUGAGUUUGACUGGCCUAGCAAACUAGCAAGAAUGGAAAGCUCUUACAAGCCAAGAGCGUGGAAGCAGGGAUACCAGAACUCAGGCAGAGCUGGAGCUGUGGAGGGAGUGGGGAGCUGGACAGGAGGUGUAGGGAUAUGGACACGGCCACAGUCACACAGAACCAUGGAACCUAGGCAGAGGGAGAGGAAUAAGAACCACACGGGCCUCUGUCUCCUCUUAGCUUUUGAUCUGCCAUUUGCGAGCUCCUAGAUGCUUCAACAUCCCUCCUCCGUCCCCUUAACCCUGCCCAUACCUCUGAAAAGAGGCCCUUCAUUGAGUCUUCUUAGUGAUGCAAACAUCGACAGCUGAGUGGGUCUUUUAUUUCCUGCCAGGACCCUGACGGGCACCAUAGAGCCUGACUCUGCCCUGCCCACUUUUCUCUCUUCACAGUCUCCUUAGGGCUGAACUUUCUGUCUGUCCCACACAUCAUGACUCCUCCUUCCCCAGGCUGCCUCCUUUCUUAGGUCCCGUCCUACUUCCUAGAACCAUCCUCACUGGUCUUCCAGCUAAUAAAGACCUGGGCUUUACCUGCUCCUUGCCUCCCUCUGUCCUCGCUCCGAGAGAUGAGACAGAUCCCUGUUCAACCAGCAAGUAGGUGACAACCUGUGGGCAUGCACAUGGUGGGAGGCAGAGACAAGGCAGCCUUCGUUCACCGAUCCUCAGGGCUCUCACCAGGAGUCCUGUCUGGGAGAUGGAGCUGGCCAAGGGCCACUUGAUUGGGAUGGGGAGAAGAAAAGGAAAGUCUGGGGAGAGGAGAGGGAGGCAUUGCUCUGAGACUGGGUCUUCUCCAGACCUUUGCCCUCUCCCCCCACUAUCCCCCCCGCUUCAGCUGGACAGCCCUGAACCAUGGGGUCGAUAUUGUCUGCAACCCAAGGCCGAGAUUGUGCAAGACCCGUGUGUCCUUUGGGAAACGUGAUGUCUGUGUUUGUUCAGCAUAUAACCCCCUCCUAUCCAGGUCUGAGGUCCCUGGAAAAGGCACCGUAAAGAAGAAAGUCUGAAAGAGGCCUCCUGGAGAAAGGCAAAUCUGAGCUGCGGGCUUCGUGAGCAAACGCCUACUCGCCCAGAAGUUCUCUGUCCUUUGACUUUAUGAGAUCUUCACCUAAGGAGAGAAUCUAAGGAAGCCUUCUGGUGCUUGGCCGCCCUCUUCCACCACUGUCUUCCACCCCAAAUCCAGCCCCUCCCAGAUCUCACCGCCCUCCUUCCAACUAUAGCUUCAGUCCCCAGGGUGAAGACUAAGGUGAGGUGAAGUGAGGUACUUGCCUUGGAGACAGAAUUUUAAGGGGAUGUCAAAAAUUCCGUCAGUCAAGAUAAUAUUUUAAUGCAAUAUUUUAAAAAAAUCAAUGCAAAAAUAUCCAAGAUGAACAGAAUAGCAAAUUUUAAAAUAAACUAAAUGUAACAGGA